CCCGAUUCCAUUUAAAACCAACUGUCGAUAAUUCAAAGCUUCCUCUCUUUGAGCAAACCUCAUAGAUGGACCUCUUUGACCAGUACAGAAUCUUUUCAGAUGAGCCGGAGUCAGAGUUCCCGUUAGGGGACAUUGAUUACGGUUUUGACUUUGUCUCGUAUGCGGACAAGAACGGUUUCGAGCUGCCAGCGCAGGCCGCGGAGCCAACUGACCAGCACCAGCCAGCUCCCUUUGAUUCUCCUGCUCUCACCAUUGAGAGUGCAGAAUCCACGCAGAUAUCGUCCUAUUCUUUCGAUAAGCAAUGGGCGUUCAAGCCUCUGGAAGGUUUUGAACAGCUCAGUCAAAAUUGGGAAGUCGAUAGGACUGUUUCUUUGUCCUCCGCCGACAUCGAGCACAAUUACCUCAAUCUUCCACCGGACGAGGAUGUCCAGACUCAAAAGGCCGAUUUUGGACCCGCCUCAAAUCCGGCUGCCAUCAAGGAAAAAAUCAUUGAGAAGAGAAAAAGACUCAGUCUCGAUAGCAAAAAGCCAGGAACUAAUGGUUCCGAGGCCAAAAGUCCUUUACACAUGGGAAGACCUUCACUAUCCCCUGUGAAGAGUUUCAGUUUUACUCAUGAUAUGAAUUCUCCACCGAAACAUACGCAUUUACGGUCACCAGUAAUCCUUUUAAAGUCUCCUGUACUCCCAGGAGGAGUGAUCCGGUCUCCAAGACCCGAGGACUCUCAUGUCGAUCUGUCCAGCGAGCAGGUUGUUGAGGAUGUCGUGGACAUCAUCAAAACCGAAGAGCGCAGAAACUGGCUUAGAGGGCUCCUCUAUCUGUUCUUGACGGUGGCAACCUGGGUGUUUGGACUACAGUUGACAAACAACGUUUUGAAGGGAGAUUCUUAUCAGCAUCCCUUAUUUGUGGCCUAUAUAAAUGGAGGUCUUUUUGUCAUUUUCGGGAUCAAGCCCACGAUCAAAAGUCUGAUCAAGGCUUUCAGAGCCUCCGAACCUAAGCUCGACGAUUCUGCCUUCAAUUCCUACGAUUCUUGCGAUUCCUCAAGCAUAAUUCUCCUCGCUCCUUCCACGCACCUUUCGCUCAAAGAGUUGAUAAUUGUUGCCGUCCAAGCUGGUCUUGUAUAUUAUGCGAAUGCUGCGUUAAGUGCAAUUGCUUUACAGUAUACAAGUGCAUCCAACCAAACGAUUCUGACAACCACAAGCUCCGUCUUCACGCUUCUACUCAGUUAUAUAUGUGGUGUCGACACAUUGUCCCUAGGCAAGAUAUUUUCUGUCCUGGUCAGCAUUGCAGGGAUAUGUUUGAUAACGCUCAACAGCUCGCCGUCUUCCGAAUCCACAUCUUCCAAUCCAAUGUUGGGGAAUUGCAUUGCCCUUUGUGGGACGUUUCUCUAUUCUUGCUACCUAGUCCUUUUGAGGGUCAAGAUAGGAAAAGAGACAAGCCCUGACAAUGAAAAGCUCAUAUUUGGUCUUUUGGGACUCAGCAUCCUCAUAUUCGCCUGUCCGUUACUUCUGAUUGCAAACUUCCUUGGAUUCGAAAAACUCUCUCUUCCAGAUAGCUCUACAAUUUUCUGGAUUGUCUUCAUUGGAGGACUAUUCAACUGCCUCUCAGACUAUUUUUCAAUUCUGGCAACCUUGUUGACUUCUCCGCUGAUCACCGCUUUGUCACUAUCCACCGCGAUUCCCGUCAACAUGAUUUGCGAUUCCGUAUUCUACAAAGUGAAAAGCACAUCAGCUAGAUAUUAUCUUGGCAUAAUCCUUAUUUUCUCCUCGUUUGUCUUUGCUAAUUUGUCAAACGAGGACGAAGUGGUACAGGAGGCUAUUGAAGAGGCUAUCGAAGAGGCUAUUCAAAAUGAUGAAAUGCUUUCUCCAAUCUUGUCGCCGUAUCUGCAGCAGCAAAGUCGUAUGGACGACGUCCCAAAAAUGAACAUCAAUACUUCGCAAAGAACAGGUCCGCCCACACAGGUGGUGGUUGCUGGAGGGCACAACCAUAGGUACUUCAUCAGAGAAAUUCCACCAAGCUAA
Ogataea polymorpha is the source of this 2018-nucleotide messenger RNA. RefSeq lists its product as uncharacterized. The transcript is spliced from 2 exons. NCBI's taxonomy places the organism in Eukaryota, Fungi, Ascomycota, Pichiomycetes, Pichiales, Pichiaceae. The record is from RefSeq and is a predicted model, not a curated record. Gene Ontology annotation, biological process: regulation of peptide transport. Bases 66 to 2018 code for a protein of 650 amino acids.